Bemisia tabaci is the source of this 1185-nucleotide messenger RNA. The record is from RefSeq and is a predicted model, not a curated record. Lineage: Eukaryota; Metazoa; Arthropoda; Insecta; Hemiptera; Aleyrodidae.
UGGAACAGGCGAGUAUCGGGAGAAAAAUUCUUGCAACUUGUUGCUCCGUUAACAUUGAAAAUCUACCAUAAAUGCCUCCCAAUAUUGUUUUGUUUGUGGCUGCUCUGACGGUGUUUCUACCGCUCGCCAAUCUCUAUCCAACUUCAGGUGCAGAUGUCUUGCAGUAUCGCAGCGUUGACCCGGCCAUCCCACACGAUGCUCAACCUGUGGACACAUCGACCGCCCCGAACCUUGUCACCCGCGACCUGACAAGCCUAUUGGACCUUUCACGCGCCCUAGUACCGACCCAAUCUUUCCAGCUGGACCACCUGGGAGCCCCCGGGGACCAGACCUACUACCGCAUCCUCAUCACGUUCCUGGACCUCUUGAGCACUUGCACCAAGCUCACCCGGGACAAGCUUAUCCAGUGGCGCCUCGCCGAGUCCAAAGACCGCAACGAACAGGAGUUCUUGAAAAGGCUCCAGAGUGAGUCGCCGGGGCGCGUCGUGUUUCCCGAUACGUCGAUUGUGAAUCCUAACUCUGGGCAUGGCACACUCUGGACCACGGGAAGGAAGCUACCGUUCUUCUUGCCGACGGUCAACGCCAACACUGUCGACAUCCGUAGAUAAUCAACUGGAUAGUUUAAUCAGAAUCAGCCUAAUGCCAAGUCGCAUCAAGAUCAAACCGAGAAAAUGGGGGUUACAGGUUUAUUUUUGAACUUUUAAUCGACUUCUUUUCUGGUACUCGGUAAUUUUAUCGUUUACGAUUGAGAACAGUUUUAACAAUAUUGUAGAUCUCCGAUGAUCAAUAAUUACCGCACUUCCGAACUUUCUUUUUUUCAAUGUCUUAACGUAGGAUUGGUAGUAUUUCCUUAGAAAUUUUUACUGGCAUGCUCUUUGACUAAGUCUUCCUGAAAUCAUUUACACACGGGGUACAUAAAAAAAAUCAACUUUGUUUAUCUCGAAAAAAACAUACCUGCUAUUUUUUUCCUUUGUGCCAUUCGACUUUCGCUGAUAAGUUCAUGAACUGGAUUGAUUGUUUUAAAAAAUCCAUGUAAAGUAGUAAUGCUCAUACAAUACUUCUGCAUACUUUGCACUUGGACAGCAUUUGGGACUAUUAUAAUUUGAGAUAAAAUGCAAAUCCUUUUUUGAGAGUCAAUAUAGAUCAGUAGUAUAGUAACAUUCAUAAAUAUAUACAUUAGUAUUA